AUGCUGAGAAGAUUGAUUAUAAGGCGCGCUCAGCGCAAUCCGUUUCACACAUCCGGUUCCAUCAAUGGCAUUCGAGGAUGGGAGGCUCCUCAAUAUUAUAUUUACGGCCCGACAAUAAAAAGGCCAAGCAUCCAUCAAAAGAAAAACAUCUUGCUACCAAGUAACAGCAAACAUUCACGCACGUUAUUCACAAGUUCCAUCCCACCUCUCCUACUCCCACCCGUUAUCUUCAUUGGGCUCCUCCUCGGCCUCUGGACGUGGAAAUGUUUCUGGAUCAUUGUCAUGCAGAACAAACUGUUGUAUCUCUCUUGGCUCCCACCAUUUUCACGCUCAGACAAAAUCUCCGAAUAUGAGUCUGAAUGCAAGCCCGUACGCUGGCAAGAAAAACGAAUUCGAAGUCUCGAUGGGACAAAAUUGGCUGUCUGCGAAGGACACAUCCCAGUCCAAGACCAGCGCCAGAAGCCAAUUGAUUCAAGGGAGAAAAUGAAGAAAAAGUCAGUUGUGAUUUGCUAUUUCCAAGGAAAUGGCGGGUCGACACCUCUUCGACUCCCGCUUCUCUCGCAGGUUUUGCGAACCAUCGCGACGAAGUCCCAACCAACACCCGAUGACCCGAGCUAUUCCAUUGUUGCACUGUCGUACCGCGGAUACUGGACAUCCUCGGGUCGCGCAACCCAAUCAGGCAUCGAACUCGAUGCCCAGGCAUUUCUGAACUGGGUAUCAGAAACAUACUCAGCACCAGACACGGACCUGCAGAUUAUCCUCUGGGGCCAUAGCCUCGGAUGCGCCGUUGCAAGCUCCGCGCUUUCUUCAUAUCUCACGCGUCGCCAUGCGGAACAAUCCACGGGUCCGGCUAGGCUAGCACCAAUAGCCGGACUGAUACUAGAAGCGCCCAUCUCCAGUAUCAAAGAUAUGCUGAUCGGGCUGUAUCCUCAAAAAUGGCUGCCGUAUCGGUAUCUCUGGCCGUUCUCGUGGAAUACCUGGUGCACUGCUACCGCGCUGGAGCAACUUGCUGAUUAUCGCGAUCGCACCGCAGGAGAUCAAUCGGUUCCUCCAAUCUUGAUUUUGUCUCCCGAACAAGACGAGGUCGUUCCACCGGAGGUGGCGGGUCGCUUAGAGAGCAGAGGCCAUGAUCUUGGACUGGAUAUUGCAAGGAAAGAUGUGCCGAGAGCGAUGCAUAUCGAAGCGCCGAUUAAGAUUGAUGGAAGAGAAGCAUUGGUACAUACGACCACAGGGUGUGGAGAACAGGGCUUCCCGUCCGCUCAGCCGUACUUAAGCCACACGCCGGCUAGUUAG
This is a messenger RNA of Penicillium alfredii, 1293 nucleotides long. NCBI's taxonomy places the organism in Eukaryota, Fungi, Ascomycota, Eurotiomycetes, Eurotiales, Aspergillaceae. The record is from RefSeq and is a predicted model, not a curated record.